AUGCCACACCUCAGCAGACGGGCAGAGUGCAAGAGCGAUGCACUUGAACACGAGACAAUCAGUGAGAAACCGCUGUGGAAGGCCCUGACCUUUCACCACUUCGGCCUCAUACUCUCAGCGACUUUUGGCGCGAUUGCAGUAGUCAUCGCCUUCUUCCUCAUCUUCCGGCAUGCUACCCACUACCUGAAGCCGUAUGAGCAAAAGCACAUUAUUCGGAUCCUUCUUAUGAUCCCCAUUUACGCCGUUGUCUCCUUUCUUAGCUAUCUCUACUACAAAAAAGCCAUCUACUUCGAACUUCUGCGAGACUGCUAUGAGGCCUUCGCCAUCGCUAGCUUUUUCACACUCAUGUGUCAUUACAUUGCACCAAACCUCCACGAUCAAAAAGAGUAUUUCAGGAAUGUCGCCGCCAAAAAUUGGGUUUGGCCCGUUACAUGGAUGCAGAAAUGUACCGGCGGAGAGAACAACGGGUGGCUGAGAAAGCCGCGGAGCGGGCUGACAUGGUUCAACGUCGUGUGGAUUAGCAUCUUCCAGUAUUGCUUCAUUCGACCAUUCUUCACCAUCGUCGCCGUGGUUGCACAGACGCAAGGCCGCUACUGCUCGAGCUCCAAAGAUCCCCGAUAUGCAUACAUCUGGGUGGCAGGCUUUGAAGCUGUCUCGGUCACGAUCGCCAUGUACUGUGUUGUACAGUUCUACAUUCAAUUGAAGGACGAUCUUGCGCCACAUAGACCGUUCCUAAAGGUGCUGUGCAUCAAGCUCGUCAUUUUCUUCUGCUUCUGGCAAAGUUGGAUAAUCUCUUUAGUGACGGCAGAUGGUGGUCCCUUGAAGGCAACUGAUCAGAUCGCUGGACCAGACCUACGUAUCGGUAUUCCGUCGAUGCUCACCUGUGUUGAAAUGUCCAUUUUCGCAAUCAUGCAUCUCUUCGCCUUCCCAUGGAAGCCAUACGAUCUCAAACGCCAGAGCCCAUUGGAUACGACUAUCGACGGAUAUUCACCACAGCCGACAAAAUACGCGAACGGAGCAGCACGCGCCCUUCUAGAUUCUCUUAAUCCCUGGGAUAUCGUCAAAGCCAGCGGUCGCGGUUUCCGUUGGUUGUUCUAUGGCGCACGACACCGCGAAAAUGAUGCCUCGUACCAGACAAAGAUGGAGCCGGUUACCACGAAUACCAGCUACAACGGCCCAACGUUUGCAGGGAAUGGCGAGCCAAUUGUUGCGUCUGGAUCCGUGACGAAGAACGAAGGGUUUGGCGACUCAGAUACCACAGGUCUUCUGAGCAACGCGCAAGCUAACCCGUACCUACAGCAGGGUGCGACUUCGUACGACGGCGCGUUCGGACCCGGGACAAUCUAUGGAAGCCCGCCAAAUCCGGACCGCCUUCCGCAAGCGCCGCUUCCUGGACAGGAAUACGGCGUAGCCCACCAUGGCUCUAGAAACGAUCGAUUCCAGGACUUUGAACAACAAGACACUACGUAUCAUGGUGGUGCAGCUGUCGAUAGCUACUAUGAGCGACCAAGAUACUAUCAGGGUAACAACGAUGUAAGGCCGAGCACAGAGUGGGAUAUGUUUGCAGGAGCGAAUCAGCCUGCUCAAAGGCCCGUAGGCGAUAGCAAUCGCCCUCCAGGACGGAUGUAA
This is a messenger RNA of Boeremia exigua, 1629 nucleotides long. Its product is annotated as putative DUF300 domain protein. The record is from RefSeq and is a predicted model, not a curated record. The transcript is spliced from 4 exons. Gene Ontology annotation, molecular function: transporter activity. NCBI's taxonomy places the organism in Eukaryota, Fungi, Ascomycota, Dothideomycetes, Pleosporales, Didymellaceae. Gene Ontology annotation, biological process: transport. Bases 1 to 1629 code for a protein of 542 amino acids.